Durusdinium trenchii is the source of this 1737-nucleotide messenger RNA. The record is from the annotation of a GenBank genome assembly. Lineage: Eukaryota; Dinophyceae; Suessiales; Symbiodiniaceae.
AUGCUCUCGUCCCUGUGGCGCGCCGAAAGCCGUGGGACGUGGAGGACGCGACUUCCGACCAAUCGAGCCAUUGAGCUGCAUGAAACGGUGCACCCAGCAAGGUGGUGCAUCACCUUCGCUGAUUUGAAACACUUCAGGUCUGAGGUGCAUCGAGUUCUUCAAGAGGGCAAGACCUUUGAGGAGAACUUCGAGGCUUCGUAUGGGCCAAGCAUUUAUGCAGUGAACGAACAUUACAUCAAGCCGGUGACUGCUGCUGCUGGCAAAAUGAGCUGGGCGUUGAUGAUGAAUCCUGAAGGACUUGACUGCGAUCUGUUUAUUACUCAUGCCUGGCAGGAAGAUGUCUUCGAGUUCACUGAAAAAGUCUUGGCAUCCUGGCCGUGGCGUGCGCGACAUGCUUGGUGCUGUAUGCUGGCAAAUCCCCAGAACUUAGAUAUCGCUGCCUUGCUUCAGUCUCCAUCAUCAUCUCCAUUUGCACUUGCCCUGCAGAGUUCCAAAUACAUGCUGGUGGUGCCCAACCGGCACAAAAGUGUCUACACCAGGUUGUGGUGUGGAUAUGAGGCCUACUUGGCCUUUCAAAGCAACAAGAUCAUUCGGACAGCUGCACCGCCCAUUUGGCGGAGAGUUUGCUUUUCAUGGCUUCGGAUGCUUCCUGCCCUGCUGAUCGGUGGCAUCAUUGGCCUGUUUGCCAAAAUGGACCAUUUUCAGAGCGCGCUGCAGUUGAUACUGCUCAUGAAAAUGCUAGCACUCUUGGCUAGCCUGGUGAGUCAAAAUUGUGGUCAGAUCAGGCUUUGCUUGAUUGCAAACCAUCUUGGCCUAGCAAGUGCCAUUGCAACUGUGGCCAUCACCGGUUUCUUUGGCUCCACGGUAGCCAUCGAAGCUUCCCACCAGAAGAAGAUUUUUGUGUUCGAGAGUUUUAUGACCAGUUUGAUGGUUCUUUACUUCUUGCUUGCUGAAGUUGACAGGGUGAAUUGGCAAAUAGCAAAGGAGGAAGCAGACCAGCUACAAAAUCAAUAUCAGGGAUCUAUUUGUCAGGCUUCUUGCUCCGAAAUCCAGGAUGAGGUGAACAUUCGCAAUGAGAUCGGGGACCAGGUCGAGGAAGUAGACAAAGUCGUCCAAGUUCUCUUGAAAGCAGGCAUGACUUCAGAUGCCCUGCGCCAUGCAUACCUGCAAGGAAUUGAUCUCAAGCAUGCAGGGGAGGUUCAGUUAGCAAUACCCGUGCUUGUGCUUGGACCUUUGCUGCUGAUAGCUUGUUUACAUGUCGGCCGGUACAUAUUCCUGAGGUCUGAGGAACUUGUUGAUGCUGACCAGCAAGUGCCGCACAUGUUGUGGUGGAUAUGCUCCUUGCAGGGUGUGUCAAUAUUUGCCAGGCUUAGCUUCGUGACGCUGUUUUUCAGACGCUACAUUGAUGAACGCUGUUUCAUGCUCAAUGUCAUGGCCAAGACAGUUGCCCCGAGCUUUUUCUGCUUUGUGGAACUGGGAUUUUUACGCGAUUACACCGUUUUUUGCUUAUUGCAUAGUUUGUACCACUGCACUUUUCUGGUGGUUUGGCUUUUUGCUGCCUUGGGCAUUCGCGGGACUUUGAAGCUGCCCUGUGGCAAGUUGCUGGCCAAUCUCUUCUUGCGAAGAGUGUUGGGCUGCAGUGUAUGUCUUGCUUCUCGUGGAACCACGCGGCACUCGUGGUGCGAGGAGGAGGAGCUGGAGGAAGAUGAUUCAGAGACAAUGAGCGAGAGCAGCUGA